Molecule: messenger RNA, 1192 nt
Organism: Cylicocyclus nassatus
Lineage: Eukaryota; Metazoa; Nematoda; Chromadorea; Rhabditida; Strongylidae
Source: the annotation of a GenBank genome assembly
GAUGCACCUGAACUGGCCGAUCCGGUCGUUAGAUAUGAGAACCUGAGAUGCGCUUGGAUAACCAACCUUUGUCUCAACGCUGAUCGAUAGCUCUUCCCUAUUUCUAUUUUGAAGUGCAUAUUCUUUUGUAUUUUUCGUGCAAGCAUUCGUCAUGCCAGAGUCACUCACAGAAGUGCUACUGGACAACAAAGAUUUACCAUCAGAAACUGUGCAUGUUAUAUCAAUUGCCCAUGAAGAACGGGAGACAUCCUACGAAUCCGAUACGCUAACUUCAUGUUGUCCUCCACAUAUGGUCUAUAUCGCAGUAAUCAUCUAUGCUGUUUUAGCAAGUACAACAACCAGAGGGGAUGUGUCCUACAUAUUUGAAAGAAAUGCGAAGUGCUUACAGUCACGAACAGAAAGCAUGGAAGUAAAAGAGUUAUGGAGUAAAAUUCCAAUGAUCAUCAAUCAGUGUUCCGAGCGACGAUUUCUCCGAAUUCGAGGCUAUAGAAAUCUGGACGAAACUAAGAUACACGUGAUGCCAAGCGAAGUCGCAUUUCUGAGCGAGUACGCGUGUUCGAUAGUUUCGCUGGGAGUCGGUCGUGAUGUGGCGGCCGAAACCAAGAUGAAAAAAGAUAUGCCCUUGUGUUCGUUUUAUGGCGCCGACCCUAUUAGGGAACCAAACCAGGAAAUGUUCGAACAAGUUGGAGAAUUUUUCCACAUCGCAGUCGGUGGAAAAAACGGUACAUCACAGGCCACCGUUCUAGAACCAGAUACUGGAAACUACCGCGUUCGCAGAGUGAGACAUGUCGACAUCGCUACAUUUCUGCGCAGUUUUAUCCAAAAGCAGAUCAUCGACCAGCUGAUGAUCGAUAUCGAAUGGGAUGAAUACGCUGUUCUACCGUUCCUGCUCAAAAGCGGUGAUAUUGAAAACGCAAAUGUUGUCAUAUGUCAAAUAAACAUUGAGAUUCAUAAUCCGAAUUACGCACAAAAGUCAAUAUUCUUUUCGACUUUUUCUUCGAAAAUCUGGAAGAAGCUCGAUACAUGCCAUUAGUUGCUGAUACAAUGUUUGGUCACAAAAGGCUGUACAUGCUCAACCACAAGCAUCCAGAAUGCAGAAGAAGAUACAUUGAAAGAGAUUGAUGUCAUGAUCUUUGAUACUAUAUGUUUGUAUGUAUGGACAAGAUUAAUAAUUAUUUAUGUGAAGUUGACC